Messenger RNA from Pseudogymnoascus verrucosus, 2101 nucleotides. RefSeq lists its product as uncharacterized. Gene Ontology annotation, biological process: transmembrane transport. Bases 318 to 1790 code for a protein of 490 amino acids. The record is from RefSeq and is a predicted model, not a curated record. NCBI's taxonomy places the organism in Eukaryota, Fungi, Ascomycota, Leotiomycetes, Thelebolales, Thelebolaceae. Gene Ontology annotation, molecular function: transmembrane transporter activity. The transcript is spliced from 6 exons. Gene Ontology annotation, cellular component: membrane.
GUCCAACACUUUGUCUACCGAUUCCUCCUGCACGACAAGACCACUUCUCCAGAUCAUGCUUGGCAUUGAGCUUAACAGGUCUCAGGAGGUGCGGCAUCUACCCCGCAUCUACCCCACAACUUCAGCCCGCCAGCAAGGGUUGGGGAAUGGAAAUGGUUAUCCCACUUCGAAGUGGGAUAACCAUUUCCUGUAGAGCCUAAUACUCGAGUAUAUAAAGAGCGACAUCCCACUAUGAUGAUUCUAGCCUCGUUAUCAGAAUUUAGAUCGCUUCUUUUGUUACAGGUUACUGGGUGAAGCUUGGUGGACUUUUUGCAGAUAUGUCGGCCUUAAAUGCUGUGGAAGAUAAAGCCGGGGAGGAAAUUUUCAAAAAUGACGAUGGCGAGAAGAAGGAUGGGUAUAGGGUUGCGGAGGAGGAUGUCUCUCUUGAGCAGAGACAGAUGGAGGCGAGAAUCAUGCGCAAGGUUGACUGGCGUCUAAUCCCCAUCCUCGGCAUCCUCUACUCAGUAUCAGGUCUCGACCGCGUCAAUAUCUCCAACGCCCGCGUGGCCGGCAUGGACAAAGACCUCCAUUUUAAUAUCGGCAACCGCUACAGCAUCGCGCUCCUGGUCUUCUUCAUCACCUACCUGCUCUUCGAGAUGCCGUCCACGCUCAUCAUGCGCUACAUCGGCCCGCGGGUGCAGCUGUCUGCUCUCGCUAUGAGCUUCGGCGCCGUCAUGCUUGGGAUGGGGUUUGCGAAUGAUUGGCGUGUUAUUGUGGUUUGUCGGAUGCUGAUUGGAAUGUUUGAGGCAGGGUUUUUGCCUUGUUGCAUGUACCUCCUCUCGUGCUGGUAUAUGCGCUAUGAGGUGCAAAAACGCAUGGCGAUGUGGUAUGUCGUCAACUUGUUCGUGUCGGCCUUUGGCAAUAUCCUUGCCUAUGGAAUUGUGAAACUAGAUGGCGCGCACGGAAUUGCGGGCUGGAGAUGGAUCUUCAUCAUUGAGGGAGCUCUAACAAUCGGCGUUGCGAUCAUCGGAUACUUCAUCGUCCUCAACUUCCCCGACAGCAUCCUCGCCUCAGGCAAGAAUGGAUACUUCACCCAAGCCGAGCUGGAGGUUGUCAUGGAUCGCGUAGAGCGUGACCGAGGCGACAGUUUACCCGAUAAGUUGACGAAGGAGAAGUUCUUCAGGCAUAUCUCCUCGUGGCAGCUUUGGGUCUAUGGCUUCAUGUUUCUUUGCUGCUCGGCUCCGAUUUAUGCUUUUGCGUAUUUUAUUCAGACGAUUUUGAAGACGAUGGGGUAUUCGACUGCAGUCGUGUUACUGUUGUGCGCGCCGCCCUAUCUGUUCAGUGCGAUUUGGACUGUUGCUGUUGCGUGGGCAGCGGACAAGACGAAGCUUCGGAUGCCGUACAUGGUCCUGAACGCGGUCAUCACGCUCGUGGGGCUGCUGUUGACAGCAUAUUGCAAGAACAACGGCGUUCGCUACUUUGGCAUCUUCCUUGGAGUAUCAGGCUGCAACGGAAAUCUCCCCACAAUCAUCGCGUUUCAGAGCAAUAACGUUCGAUCUGACAGCCGCCGCUCAGUUGGUUCCGGUAUUCAAUUCGCAUUCGCCGCCAUCGGGGGGAUCUACGCUUCAUGCACGUUCAUACAGAAGGAAGCUCCUUCAUACCCUACCGGAAUAUGGUGCGCCGUAGCCACCCAGUUUCUCCUCGCGAUUUUGGUUGGAGUGAUGACUCUGCACUUCAAACGUGUGAACAAGAAGGCUGAUGAAGAGGGAUUUGUCCUCCAGGAGGAUGUCCAUUUUAGACACACAUAUUGAGCCGGUCCUCAAGCUUAGUGCGAUGUGUCUCUAUUAUACCAUCCUAUAAUAACUCUCAAAAUGUUUCCACUUCAAGGCUGCCAAUAGGCGUAGAAUGGAGAAUUGUAGCCAAUAUUGAAAGGAGUAGGUGGAUACAGCCAGUCGGUUAGGUGAUGGAUUUGCGGUCUCGGUUGAAAUAUCCAAGGUUGGUACGGUUGGUGCGCGGCUUCCCACCGUCUCAGUAAGACAGCACUAUGCACAGUGUUAAGUCUCGCGUACUUUUGGAAUACCUCCCCCACGUCCAUGUGCUUGACUUUAGUGGCACUAGAGAG